CUCUCAACCCCAUACCUCAAACCUCAUUAAUUUCUUCAAACAAAACAUAAAAUCCGCCAUGGCCAAAGGAGGGAAGCUCACCAAGAUCAAAUCAGCCGUCCUCAAGAAAAUGCAGUCUUUCAAGCUAAGCCGCGGCACCGGCGGCAGCUCCGUCGUCGUCGCCGCUACCAACUCCUUCUCCGACGACGACGAGCACUUCUCCGGCGCCGCCUCUUCUAAGGACCUCCACCCGGUGUACGUGGGCAAAUCUCGCCGCCGGUACCUGGUCGGCGCCGACAUUAUCGACCACCCCCUUUUCCGGGAACUGGCGGAGCGGUCCGGCAGCUACUCCGACGAGUCGAUCGCCGUCGGAUGCGAAGUGGUGCUGUUCGAACACUUGCUGUGGAUGCUGGAGAAUGCCGAUCCCCAGCCCGAAUCCCUAGACGAGCUCGUCGAUUUUUACGCCUGUUAAUUCAUUCAUUAUAUAUAUUAUGUCUAUUCAUCGCGAAUUGAAGUGUACUCCAUUGAUCGAUUAAUGGUCGGUAGCUGAGAAAUAACUAUUAUGUGGCGGCGGAGCCGCCGCCAGAGCUGUUUUUAUGUGUGGUCCUGACCGGCCUCCCCACCGGCCACCACCCUUUUCCAGAUACAGUAUAUAUUUGUACAUUCUUUUUUCAAGAAAUAAAUUUAUUGUUUUUAUUUCAAA
Ipomoea triloba (trilobed morning glory) is the source of this 682-nucleotide messenger RNA. Its product is annotated as auxin-responsive protein SAUR76-like. Gene Ontology annotation, biological process: response to auxin. The transcript has a single exon. The coding region runs from base 59 to 451 and encodes 130 amino acids. The record is from RefSeq and is a predicted model, not a curated record. NCBI's taxonomy places the organism in Eukaryota, Viridiplantae, Streptophyta, Magnoliopsida, Solanales, Convolvulaceae.